Molecule: messenger RNA, 1382 nt
Organism: Lucilia sericata (common green bottle fly)
Lineage: Eukaryota; Metazoa; Arthropoda; Insecta; Diptera; Calliphoridae
Product: probable phospholipase A1 magnifin
Exons: 2
Coding region: 148-1083 (311 amino acids)
Biological process (GO): lipid metabolic process
Molecular function (GO): lipase activity
Source: RefSeq, a predicted model, not a curated record
AUUAAGCUUAGUUAAUAUGAAUUAUUUCUGGCUGAUUUGGCUGUCUGCUGUGGCUGUUACCAUUACGCGGUGCCUAAAGACGAACGCGUUCAUGGUCAAAAUGGUUGGUAUAUACCUGUCUCAGAAGACAGUUUAGAAUGGAUUGAUAUGGAAAAUGCUGAAACAUAUCUCGAAAAUUUAAGAAUGGAAUUUAUGAGUAUGAAUGAGUCUCAGAGUAUGGAACGUUAUGGUAUUUUAAUUCCAGCAAACGAGGUUUUCUUUCACCUAUACACAAAUAAGAAUCAAAAUGAUUCUCAGUUAAUUACAAUCGAUAAGAAAUCCAUUGAUGACUCUAACUUCAAUGCCGCACAUCCUACACGUAUAUCCGUUCACGGCUUUCAAUCUGGCGUUGAUGCAUUUAUUAACUAUGGUAUCCGUGAUGCUUGGUUAUCCAAAGGUGAUUACAAUUACAUUUUCGUAGAGUGGAAGGCUGCCACUUCUUUUAACUACCCGAUAGUUGUUACAUGUCUAGGGAAGGUUGCUGAUGAGAUUGGCAAAUUAAUUGAUUUUUUGGUCCAGAAUAACUAUAUCAAAUUGGAAGAAUUGGUAAUGAAUGGUCACAGUUUGGGAGCUCAUGUUGUUGGCUUUACAGCCAGGAAAUUUCAAAACAUUAAAACCGUUAUAGGUUUGGAUCCUGCUAAUCCUUUAAUCCUAAAUUACUGUAGAUUUCGUCUGUGCGAAACUGAUGCCAAAUACGUUGAAAGUAUUCAUACCAAUGUCGGUAAUUUAGGUUAUCUGACACCCAUUGGCAAGGGUUCUUUCUAUCCCAAUGGUGGUCAUUCUCAACCAGCUUGUCCUUGGUACCAUUCUUUUUUAGGUAUCUGUGAUCACAGCAUGUCUAUUAAGUAUUACGCCGAAGCAAUCCAAUUAAAUGAUUUCUCGAGCAUCAAGUGCAAAACAUUUGAUCAAGCUGUUGCCAGGAAAUGCGGUUCAGAGUACAGUGACGUUCGCAUGGGUGGCAUGGACAAUACUGAUAAUAUUUCGGGGGUUUACUAUGUCCCUGUCAAUGAUAAACCCCCCUAUGGUAUGCCACAGGGACCGUAGUCAUAGUCUUGUGCAUGAACUAAAAUGGAAUCUUGGCCACAAAAAUGGAAUCAUAAAAACCUCAAAAAGGACCUUUUUAUCUUUUGAUCCAGCUUGCCAAAUAUUGACCCCAGGACAAACAUUUUCAGAAACUAUGUCUUAUAAUCAUUUAAACUUUAAUUUAAUUUACAAACGGGGCCACCUUAAUGUACAUACAUACAUAUGUUCAAAAAUAAUGAAAAAUAUCAAAAAUAAAAAAAUUGAUAGAUAGGGUCUUAUCUCAGUCUCUUAUCUUUAAGUAUUAAAAAUAAAUGAUUUGU